This is a messenger RNA of Syngnathus acus (greater pipefish), 836 nucleotides long. RefSeq names its product histone H3-like. Gene Ontology annotation, cellular component: nucleosome. Lineage: Eukaryota; Metazoa; Chordata; Actinopteri; Syngnathiformes; Syngnathidae. Gene Ontology annotation, molecular function: DNA binding; protein heterodimerization activity; structural constituent of chromatin. The record is from RefSeq and is a predicted model, not a curated record. The coding region runs from base 293 to 703 and encodes 136 amino acids. The transcript has a single exon.
GAUGCACAUCAAUCACUGCUUUUUAUUCGCCAUCGUUGUUCGUAAGGGUGUCUACGUUCACUUUAAGACUGACAAAAUAGAAAUGGUGACGUCAUUAAUCUCUUUCGGGAGGGAGGGGUGCGGUUAGUUGUGUUCGGUACUGAUUGGUUCAAUUCGUCCAAUAGAGAGGCAGCCUUUUGACGCGGGCUCAUCUUAAAACUCACCAAUCAGCGCUCUCUCGCCUGGAUAAAAUCCGCAGCUCGCCAGGUUUGAGGCAUUCACGUUACGAGGAUAACGGAGUGUGUCAGUAAAAAUGGCAAGAACGAAGCAGACAGCUCGUAAAUCUACCGGAGGUAAGGCUCCUAGGAAGCAGCUGGCUACUAAGGCAGCCCGCAAAAGUGCCCCUGCCACCGGCGGUGUCAAGAAACCUCAUCGCUACAGGCCCGGUACCGUGGCCCUUCGCGAAAUCCGCCGCUACCAGAAAUCGACCGAGCUGCUGAUCCGAAAACUGCCCUUCCAGCGCCUGGUGAGGGAGAUCGCCCAGGACUUCAAAACCGACCUGCGUUUCCAGAGCUCAGCCGUCAUGGCUCUGCAAGAGUCUAGUGAGGCUUAUCUGGUCGGCCUCUUUGAGGACACCAACUUGUGCGCCAUUCACGCUAAGCGGGUAACCAUCAUGCCCAAAGACAUCCAGCUGGCCCGCAGGAUCCGUGGCGAGAGAGCUUAAGCAUCAUCAACACAACCACAACGGCUCUUUUAAGGGCCACCACAUCAGCAACUAAAAGUAUCAUUCCUCCAUCAUGUCAGACGAAAUAACUAAUACAAAAACAUCUAUAAUUGCACACAAUGCAUUUGGUUAA